AAAACGAACAAACAAGUUUCUUGAUUUUUUAUUCUUUUAAAACUUAUUUUUGGAUUAUAAUCUCUCAAAUAUUAAAAUGUUUGAAAGCGCUAUCUGCAAUUAUGAUUUUGUAAACAACUGCAGAGGUCCAGGUGGUACAGAGGCUGUGACAAGCUAGAAGUAGAAAUUGGGGCUCAUGGAAGAAUUGAAAGUUGUUAAAAGGUGAAGAAAAAAAUGAAUCCGGUGUUAGUUUUCAUUCCAAAUAUUAUUGGUUAUAUCAGAAUAAUCCUACUAUUUAUAGGAUGGAUAAUUUCAGACAAUUCUUACUGGUUUCUUGUGGUGUAUGUGACAUCUGUAAUGCUUGAUGGAAUUGAUGGAUGGGCAGCCAGAAAAUUUAACCAAGUUUCUGAUUUUGGUGCUUGGCUUGAUGUUAUAAUUGACAAUAUUGGAAGAGGAAUGCUGUGGUGUCUUAUUAGUCCGAGUGGAUAUUUUGUGUCAGUGGUGGAAUGGGUAUCUUUCAUCAGUAAUUAUACACAAAGAGGAUCAUCAUGGAAACAGCUUCAAGAACCACCUGAGUUUGCUGCCAAAGUCAUGAAGAAUGGUUGCAGAACCCCUCCUGGAAUGUUUGCUAUUGCAGGCCUACACUUUUUACCUGUAUGGCUGUAUGUAAUACAGAGAAGAAUCUUAGCAGAAGCCCUGAUUGGUGUCUUUGUCAAGUUACAGUACAUUGUCUUGGGUUUCCUUUUGGUUGGUCGAGCAUUAGCAAUGAGUGUUGAAGUAUGGUGCAUCUUUGCUCACAUCAGAAGACUUCUGAUACAAGAAAUGGUUCACAUGCACUGAAUCCACCACCACAGUUGUUUAAAGACCAUGAGAUAAGCAGAAGUAGCAACAACAAGUAGGGUAUGUUGUUCCAAUAUCUUAUCUUGGGUACUUUCUUUCCUGAGGUGAAAUAUCCUGUAGUUUGAUAAAUUUAGAGAAAAAUAAUUCUGAAUACCAUGGCUUACAUAGUAAUAAGAUGCAAGUUAAACAUCAUGAGUACUAUUGAAUUACAUAAAAAUGUUUGAUAGAGACCUACAGUACAUGCACAAACAAAAUAUUAUAAAAAAAUGUGUGUGGUUAGACAUUAACUAAAAGUCUCAUUUUCUGCACUAUUGGCAAAAUUUUUUGGAUAGAAAUUACAUUUUCAAAAAUAGUUAUUAUUUCUUAAGUUUUUUCUUUUGUUAUUUCAAAUACAUGUAAGAUAUGAUUAGAAAAUGCACUUUGUUUGAGAGUAAAAUGUGUUGUCUAAAUUCUUAACUGGCAGAUGGUAAGUGUGCCUAAAAUGACAGUUAAAACACAUGUAAAUUACCACUAUUUCGUUUACACCUCGCCUAAAUUUUACCUAUUAGGUUAAAAAAUCGUGACAUGUUAGAGAGUGUAGAGAAUGUUUGGCAAUAAGAAAAUUUGAUCACAUUAUAUUCAUAUUACAAAACACUGCAAUCAGAAUUUGAGUGUACGUGGUGAGGGGACCUCCCAGGGAAGGUUCUGUAUUUACAGUUACUUUCUCUGGGAUCUAAACAUCCACCCACGUGUU
Molecule: messenger RNA, 1552 nt
Organism: Limulus polyphemus (Atlantic horseshoe crab)
Lineage: Eukaryota; Metazoa; Arthropoda; Merostomata; Xiphosura; Limulidae
Product: CDP-diacylglycerol--inositol 3-phosphatidyltransferase 1-like
Exons: 8
Coding region: 214-819 (201 amino acids)
Biological process (GO): phospholipid biosynthetic process
Cellular component (GO): membrane
Molecular function (GO): phosphotransferase activity, for other substituted phosphate groups
Source: RefSeq, a predicted model, not a curated record